UCACUAUUAAGAAAACAUUGGGUUUUUUGGCUGGUAAAUCCCAAUCUAAAUCGUCAAUGCCACAGCCGCGGAUUGUAUUUUAUCGAUUCAAUAUUCGAACACCAACAAUUAUUAUUACAUACACAUUAAUGAGACAUAGUACUGUUCCCUUAUUAAAAUGGCUGAUACCAAAUGUGAUAACAACAAAAACACAGCAGUGCGGUUUAUGAUAAAUUAUUCCGUUAGAUUUUUAUCAGGCGCUUUAUUUCUUUAUUGUUGUUGGAUUCCAUUUCAAAAUUUGACAGGAUGGUUUUCGUAUCAUGUGAUAUUAUGUACAUUUGGGUAUUUACCACUAAUGGCGGAAGCAAUUAUGAUGUUCGUUGGUGAUGAUAUAUGGAGCAAAAAUAUAAGUCGGAAAGCCAAAUAUGCAAUUCACGGUAUCAUAAUAACAGUAGCAACCGUCGUUACAAUCGUUGGAAACAUUUUGGUGUUUGUUUACAUACAGACUGGUUAUCAUUUAUAUACAGAACAUGGGAUUACAGGUUUAAUAUCCAUGAUUAUUCUCAUCAUUUCGUUGAUUCUUGGUCUAGCUGUCUACUAUCCAAACCAAGCUAAAAACAUAUUGCCUCUACGACCAGUAACUAUUAAACUUUUGCAUAAUGUUUGCGGUCUUCUGGGAUUUGGAUUUGGAAUAAUCAGUUUAUGUUAUGGAUACUUUACCCAUUGGUUUAUUUAUUACAAUGGAGAAGAAUCAAGAUACGCCGCACUAAUUCUUACUAUACUAGUAUCACUGUGGCCGCUACACGGGGCAUUUGUUUCAUUGUAUCAUCAAGUAAAAUCAGUAUUAAAUUCAUAAUAG
Molecule: messenger RNA, 838 nt
Organism: Psylliodes chrysocephalus
Lineage: Eukaryota; Metazoa; Arthropoda; Insecta; Coleoptera; Chrysomelidae
Source: the annotation of a GenBank genome assembly